This is a messenger RNA of Aureobasidium uvarum, 570 nucleotides long. Lineage: Eukaryota; Fungi; Ascomycota; Dothideomycetes; Dothideales; Saccotheciaceae. The record is from the annotation of a GenBank genome assembly.
AUGAGAACUGUUGCCAUCUUUGCUGCUGCCAUUGCCUUUGUGGCACCCGUCCUGGCACAGUCCAACGCUGCCUCGGUGCUUUCCAGCUUGCCCAGCUGUGGUCAAACAUGUAUCCUUAACGGCAUCGCUGCCACCGGCUGCUCCGCUAGCGAUUCGGCUUGCUUGUGCUCCAACACUGCCUACCAGUCUGGGGUCGCGUCCUGCGUGACCUCGAGCUGCAGUGCCAAGGACGCAGCAAAGGUCGCCGCUGCCGCAAGCUCUCUCUGCCCCAGCGGCACUGGUGCUCAAGCUGCUAGUGGAUCUUCUGCGGCUCCUGCGUCCUCGGCCGCUUCUGCUGUCUCGUCCUCGGCUGUUGUCGCUUCUUCCAGCGCUGCCACUAUGAUGGCAUCUUCGUCGGCUGCUGCUAACACCGCUAGCUCUUCCGUGAUGAUGUCUUCCUCGAUGGCUGGUUCUGCUACCAGCGGUGCUGCUUCUGCUACCAGUUCUAUGGCUGUCUACACUGGUGCUGCCUCGAACAUUGGUGCCGGGCUCGGUUUCCUCGCUCUGUUGGGUGUUGCUGCUGCGAUUUGA